GGAUCAUCCAGCUCCAAUUUCACUCUAGCUUUCCUCUCUCCAUUCUUCCUCCCACCUCGACCUCCAUCAUACUCUAUCAACAUCAUUCUUCUAUCUUGUUCUUUUUCUUUAAACUCUUUGUGACUUUACUUCUAUCUCAUAAUGCCUGAAGUUCCCACUCUUCACCCUGAGGUCACGUGGGCCCAGCGCUCGUCGUCCACUGAGGCCGAGCGCAACUACCUGUACGUUGACAUCAAGGCCCCCGAUGUCGAGAAGUCCGGUGCCAAGCUGUCCAUCACCUCGACCAACGUCUCGUUCUCGGGAUACUCCAAGAAGGGCGUCAACUACGAUGUCUCCCUCGACCUGUACGGCGAGAUCGACACCGAGCACACCAAGGUGAACCACAGUGACCGUGAGGUGGAGCUGGUUCUGCGGAAGAAGGAGCUUAAGGAGGAGUACUGGCCCCGUCUGCUCAAGUCGACCCAGAAGGCCCAUUUCCUGAAGACCGAUUUCGACAAGUGGGUUGAUGAGGAUGAGCAAGACGAGCAGCCCGAGGAUGACUAUGCGAACAACAUGGGUGGCAUGGGUGGCAUGGAGGGCAUGGGCGGCGACCAGGGCGGUCUUGGAAACAUUGACUUCUCCAAGCUCGGUGGCAUGGAAGGUCUGGGCGGCAUGGCCGGUAUGCCCGGCAUGGGUGGUAUGCCCGGUAUGGGUGGCAUGCCCGGCAUGCCCGGCGCUGAGGGCGCUGGUGAGGAGGACGAUGAUGAUAUGCCGGAGCUCGAGGAAGCCGAGAAGGACGAGGGUUCGGCCAAGUCCAAGAUCCAGGAGGUGGCUUAAAUGACGAUUAAAU
This is a messenger RNA of Aspergillus campestris IBT 28561, 829 nucleotides long. RefSeq names its product Hsp90 cochaperone SBA1 (gene wos2). Gene Ontology annotation, cellular component: cytosol; nucleus. The transcript has 4 exons. Gene Ontology annotation, biological process: chaperone-mediated protein complex assembly; protein folding. Bases 142 to 816 code for a protein of 224 amino acids. Lineage: Eukaryota; Fungi; Ascomycota; Eurotiomycetes; Eurotiales; Aspergillaceae. The record is from RefSeq and is a predicted model, not a curated record. Gene Ontology annotation, molecular function: protein-folding chaperone binding; Hsp90 protein binding.